AUGGGAAACUGGAAAUUAGAAGUGGGAAAAAUGGCUAUGUAUACCUCAUUUCCUGUUGCAUUAUUCUUCUUUUUUAACCAGCCCACGUAUUUUGAAGAAUGGGUAACUAACAAAAAACGUCAAAUAUUUCCACCAGAAAAAAAGCAAGAUAGGGAUGCUAUACAACAACUUAUCCAAGACAUGAGAAAGAAACAACUAAAAGCAAUAGAUGGAGAG
Molecule: messenger RNA, 216 nt
Organism: Brenthis ino (lesser marbled fritillary)
Lineage: Eukaryota; Metazoa; Arthropoda; Insecta; Lepidoptera; Nymphalidae
Source: the annotation of a GenBank genome assembly